AUGGGGAUCGAGGACGUCUAUCAUGAGAUCAGUCACCUCCAGGUACUGCUUCGGCCACCACCGCUAAAGUCUGACCAAACACGGAGAAACCAAAACAAGUACUGCAGGUUUCACGGCGAGAGCGGACACACGACCAAUGAAUAUUUUGACCUAACGGAUGAGGUCGAGAGGUUGAUCCGGGAAGGGAGGCUCAGUAAGUACCGAGCUGACCGACGGGGUAACAAUAAUCGGAUGAACAACGACCGACGGGAGGACCAAAGGCAAGACUAUCCCCCCAAGCCCGUCGGCGUGAUAAGGACGAUCUUUGGAGGGCCGUACCUUGGCAGCACCUCUCACCGCGCACAUAAAGAAUACGCAAGGGAGGCGAAGGACAAGUUGAACCAGAGGGUUAUGAGUGUGUCCGGCAGAAAGGCGAAGGCCACAAUAUUUGAAGAGAUCGAGAUAACGUUCUCGGAAGCGGACCCAAACGGGGUGCAUUUUCCCCAGAGUGAUGCUCUAGUAGUAGAGGCCAUGAUCAGAAACCAAACUGUCUGCCACAUCUUGGUGGACAACGGCAGUUCAGUGGACAUCCUGUACGUUGAUUGUCUCGACAAGAUGGGGAUCCCUCGAGCAAGACUGCAGAACAGCACACAACCCCUGUACGGCUUCACCGGGGAUUGUGUUGUCCUCGAGGGACUAAUAGAACUCCCCAUGACAAUUGGUAACCGACCACACACCUCGACUGUUAUGUCACGGUUCUUGGUGGUGAAGGGAGGUGACCAACACAACGCAGUCAUAAGGCGGCUGACGCUGAUGGCAUUAAAAACGGUUAUAUCGGUCUAUCAUCAAAUGAUAAAAUUCUUGACCCUCAACGGAAUCGGAAGAGUCAGGGGAAAUCAGUACGAGUCGAGGCUCACAUACUCAGAGACGGUCCACCACUACGCCGAGCCAGGGCAGACGAGAAAAGAUAUGAGGAUGGUCGUGACCAACACGGAGGCGGUCGACCUAGAUCAGAGACUCUCAGACAAGGAAACGGGAACGGGGCCAGUCGAAGAAUUGAUCGAGGUCCCCAUCGACGAGAAGGAGCCUGCAAGAAAGUUGAGGGUAGGCUCAGAACUUGAAGAGCAUAGCCGAAAAUAG
Messenger RNA from Morus notabilis, 1119 nucleotides. RefSeq lists its product as uncharacterized. NCBI's taxonomy places the organism in Eukaryota, Viridiplantae, Streptophyta, Magnoliopsida, Rosales, Moraceae. The record is from RefSeq and is a predicted model, not a curated record. The transcript has a single exon. The coding region runs from base 1 to 1119 and encodes 372 amino acids.